This is a messenger RNA of Dioszegia hungarica, 375 nucleotides long. RefSeq lists its product as uncharacterized. Gene Ontology annotation, cellular component: endoplasmic reticulum; membrane. The record is from RefSeq and is a predicted model, not a curated record. The annotation marks the transcript as partial. Lineage: Eukaryota; Fungi; Basidiomycota; Tremellomycetes; Tremellales; Bulleribasidiaceae. The transcript has 3 exons. Gene Ontology annotation, molecular function: protein-macromolecule adaptor activity.
GGUCUCCUGCCCUACUGGUACCUCUUCACCGCAGCCGCCGGAAUAUACAACUCUGCCCAGAAUAUGGCAGUCACCUGGCAGACCAAAGAGAUCUACUCGAAGCGCGCAGAUGAAGUGACACCGCUGGCUUGUAGAUUGGCCGCUACGUGGACGGGCCUUACUGGGAUCGUCAGAUUACUGGCAGCUUACAAUCUGAACGACCCGACCGUGUACAAGAUGGGACAAUCCACCUUCCUGAUCGCCCUCAUCCACUUCGCCUCCGAGCUCUUCAUCUUUCAAUCGAUCAAGCUGAACCGAGCGAGCAUCUCACCGCUCAUCAUUGCUCGUGAGUCCCGCAUAGCGUUUUCCCUCAUGACUACGGCGACCUUGCGCUGA